Calypte anna (Anna's hummingbird) is the source of this 2968-nucleotide messenger RNA. RefSeq names its product autophagy related 4B cysteine peptidase (gene ATG4B). Gene Ontology annotation, molecular function: protein-phosphatidylethanolamide deconjugating activity. Bases 64 to 1245 code for a protein of 393 amino acids. The record is from RefSeq and is a predicted model, not a curated record. The transcript has 13 exons. NCBI's taxonomy places the organism in Eukaryota, Metazoa, Chordata, Aves, Apodiformes, Trochilidae.
GCCGGGGCGUAUGUGUCGGCGGGGCCGGGAGCGGGCGCAGCCCUCGGCGGGGCCGCCGCCGCCAUGGACGCAGCUACUCUGACCUAUGACACCCUGAGGUUUGAGUAUGAAGACUUCCCUGAGACCAAAGAGCCCGUUUGGAUCCUUGGCCGGAGAUACAGUGUCUGUACAGAGAAGGAAGAGAUCCUGUUGGAUGUGACCUCUCGGCUUUGGUUCACCUACAGGAAGAACUUCCCUGCUAUUGGAGGCACAGGCCCGACGUCUGACACAGGCUGGGGCUGCAUGCUGCGCUGUGGCCAGAUGAUCUUUGCUCAGGCCUUGGUCUGCAGGCAUCUGGGAAGAGACUGGAGGUGGAUAAAGGGGAAGAAGCAGAUGGGCAACUACUUCAGUGUUCUUAAUGCCUUCAUUGACAAAAAAGACAGCUACUAUUCCAUCCACCAGAUAGCCCAGAUGGGAGUUGGAGAAGGCAAAUCCAUAGGUCAGUGGUACGGACCAAACACAGUGGCACAAGUGCUCAAAAAACUUGCAACUUUUGAUACAUGGAGCUCACUGGCAGUGCAUAUAGCCAUGGACAACACAGUAGUGAUGGAAGAAAUCAGGAGGCUGUGCCAGUCCAACUUGCCAUGUGCUGGAGCUGCAGCCUGCCCUGCACUGGAGUCAGACGUGCUGUGUAAUGGGUACCCAGAGGAGGCAGGGGUUAGAGAGAGGCUCUGCCUCUGGAAACCUCUGGUGCUGCUGAUUCCCCUGCGCCUGGGGCUCACAGAGAUCAAUGAAGCCUAUAUCGAGACACUCAAGCACUGCUUCAUGAUGCCCCAGUCCCUGGGAGUGAUUGGAGGGAAACCAAACAGUGCUCACUACUUCAUUGGCUAUGUAGGUGAGGAGCUCAUUUACCUGGAUCCCCACACCACCCAGCCUGCAGUGGAGCCCAGUGACAGUGGCUGCCUCCCUGAUGAGAGCUUCCACUGCCAGCACCCUCCCUGCAGGAUGAGCAUUGCUGAGCUCGACCCCUCCAUCGCCGUGGGCUUUUUCUGCAACACAGAGGAGGAUUUUAAUGAUUGGUGCCAGCAAAUCAAAAAGCUGUCCCUGGUAAGAGGAGCACUGCCAAUGUUUGAGCUGGUGGAGAGACAGCCCUCACAUUUCUCCAACCCUGAUGUCCUGAAUCUCACACCAGAUUCCUCUGAUGCCGACAGACUGGAAAGGUUCUUUGACUCAGAAGAUGAAGACUUUGAAAUCCUGUCCCUUUGAAAACCAAUAGGAAAGUGACUGCAAAUUUGUGUUAUGUGUGGGGGAGAAGGGGGGGAGGGAAGCUCCUUGGAGAGCCUGGGGCUACUGGUUUUCAUAGGCACUCGCUGCCAUCCCCACCUCUUGUCCAUCCUGGGAAUUCCGGGCAGCCUCUGAGCGGGAAGCACGCACCUUGUCUGUGUUUGGGAUGAAGAACCAAGAGGGAGGUGUAGCCAUAACUGGCUGGAGGUGGAAUUUCUCAGCAGAAAACAAGUUGCUGCAAAUGGAUGCAGUGGUGCUUGGGAGCUGAAAGCCUCUCUGUUCCAUCAGCAGGUCAGUUGGCCUUCUGGGAAAGGCCUGGAAAUUGUUAAGAGUGCUAAAUCCUUACAGGGGGACUUCCCUCUGAAGCUUCAAUAGAGCCACCCCUCAUUUAGCAGGUAAAAUGUACAGUUAAUUAACAGCAGCUUCUCACUGGGCCAGCUUGGAGUGCAGCUUGCCACACAACUGAGCAGCAGACGUGUCCCUGGGGGGCAGCUGUGAAGCCCCUGGAGUCCACCUCCUGCUCAUGCUUUGCAGGACACACUGCUUUGCAUCGUGCCCUUCCCUCUCCUGCUCACAUCUGGGGACAAGGAAGUUGAGGGCACUUACAAGUGACUGGAAAUUCAGUAAGGGAAAGGCUGGGAGGGGACUGUCUCAAUCUCUGUGUAAGGAGCAGCAGAAAGAAGGAAAGGAGACUAAAAAAUGUGCAUGUUCUUGCUCAGUGAGUUGCUAAAGCAUUGUGCUUCUACAGUGGAUUAAUCUCUACAGCAACUAUCUUCAGGAAAGCUGCUUUGACUGGAUUCCAAAGCCCUGGAAAGAAAAUAAAAAAAAAACCCCACAGCUGGGAGAGAGGGAACAGGAGAAGUGAGAUCUGGCAGUUGUGUGCCUGCCCCCCAGCAGGCUGACGUGGCCCCUAGGGAAUCAGCCCAGGCUGCACCAAAAACGUGAGCUGUUAAACUCCUUAGGUUGUCCUGGGGGGGAUGUUCAGCACUUCCUCCAAAUGCUCCUGUUAGACAUUCCCUUUCCAAAGUGGAAAAGGUGCCUGGAGGUCGAGGAGCCUGCCUGGCUGUGUGGUACCUUUCCUUCCGCCAGCUUCCCUCCUGCAGGGUGUACACAAAGGUACUGUAGGAGCUACCCUGGAGAAACCCAUCCCAGACCAUCAUCCUGCAGAGGGCAGUGGGGACAGAUUGCCUUGGGAAGGUCCAGUGGUACUGGGAAUGUUGUCAGCUGCCUUAGGAUGAUGGCUCUGCUGGGGCCCUUCUCCACACAGCAUUCAGAGGAAGGUAAACCAUGGGAAGAGAGCUGUCUUCAUGCAAAGGGAAUGUGCUGAAGUAGCUUCCUUAGUGCAUGCUGCAGACUGCAGACCUGUUCACAAGGUUUCAUUUUGUGUAUUUAGGGUUGGAACCCCUCAGUUGAUGCUUUUAUGCCCAAGGGUGCUGAGAGCUGGCUAGAAAUGACCAUUUCCCCCACGACUGACCUACUGAUGCUCUAACUGUCCCUGUGCUACCCAAAAGCAGAGGUUUGAACUGGGAACCACAAUGCUUUUGUCACUAAAUUAUUAUUAUUUGCUGCUUUCUGCCUGCUUCUCCCCUUCUCUCUUGAAGUCAGGGGAAGAGGCAGCAGAGGAAGUGGGGCUGUGCUCCAUUAAUCUGCUUUCAAUUUGUAUCUGAAUAAACAGAUCUAAAAUCUUUGCCUCUCUUAAUUAAUU